Messenger RNA from Capsaspora owczarzaki ATCC 30864, 3402 nucleotides. RefSeq lists its product as hypothetical. Gene Ontology annotation, biological process: ribosomal small subunit biogenesis. The record is from RefSeq and is a predicted model, not a curated record. Lineage: Eukaryota; Filasterea; Ministeriida; Capsasporidae. The transcript has 3 exons. The coding region runs from base 1 to 3402 and encodes 1133 amino acids. Gene Ontology annotation, cellular component: nucleolus. Gene Ontology annotation, molecular function: RNA binding; protein binding.
AUGCGAGGAGGUGGUCGAGGCGGAUCCGGUCGCGGCGGUCGUGGCUUUGGUGGCCGGAACGCCAACGCACGCCGCCCAAUGCUGCCUCAGGCAUUUCGCGAUCAUCAGCCAACAGCAGAUAAAUCCAGCGGCGAUGCAUUGCAGCAGCAGAAUCGCGACGACAACGACGGCGGUAGUGGUGCUGCCUCAGCUCCCGUCAACAACCUGCUGAGCGGAAUUGACGACGCGCUGGCCGAGCGGGACGAGCGGGACAGCGCCCGUCGCUUCGUGUCAGCCACGCCGUAUCUCUCGUCCAAGCGCAUCCAGGCAACGUCGCGCAAAGCACAGCGCGCACAGAAAAAGCUCGACAAGCGGCAGCGCGUCCAGAUGCACCACGCGGCGCGACAGCAGCAGGGCAAGUCCGCCGCCGCAGCAGACACCGACCCAGAGCCCAGUGUGCAGCGUAACAAGCGUGCUGCUGGCAAUGUUAGUGCCGCGACGAAGAGCAGCGUGGUGGGCAAGCCGGCCGGCGCGCUGAGGAACGGCCAGUCAGCCGCCAAUGCGAAGCAUGUGGCCUUCCGCCGAAACGCCGAAGAUGAUGACGACGAUCAUGAUGGUGAUGAUGAUGACAACGACGACGAUGAUGAUGACGACGAGAUGCAUGCACGGUGGGCUGCGCGAGGAAACAAGCGGCGGCGAGGGAAGGCGCAAGACUCUGAGGGCUCGGAUUCUGAGACCGACGACGAUCGCUCAGUCAAGCGCACGCGCAUGCUGCAGGCUGAAAAUGGGCAGCAAGACAAGCAGCCCCGUGCUGGCAAAUCCAAGUUCUUUGACAUGCUGCGCGACGAUGGCGUCGACGUGGACGGAUCCGGAGCUGGUGCUGGAAGUGGCCUUUCGAGGUUUGCCGGUUCGAUUGAAGACGACGAGCGUGAGAUUGCCAGCCUGGAAAAGAAACUCGGCAUGAAGAAGAGCGCCAAGUCCAAGAGCUCUGCUGCCGGUGCGGACGACGCAAGAUUGCCGGAAUCCUUCAAGCGCGAUGGCUUGGACUAUGUGCUCGAUGGUGUGGACGACGACGACGAUGAUGACGAUUUCUCAGACCGCGAGCGAGCCAUGAACGACAAUGUGGACGCCAUGGAUGUGGAUAGUGCCGACGAAGCUCCCGAGGAGGAAAGCAUGGUGUCGUCCAAGACAUUGCGCCGCGAACGCGAGCAGCAGCAAGAAAAGCAACGACAACGGCAACAGCCGCAACCGCGCAACAGUGCUUCGAUGCCAUCCGUCCAACACAAAUCUUCGGCAGACAGUGCACCGAACACACGCCGUGCCCUAGCAUCUGGCUCGUCCAAAUUGCAGUUCAAUCCGAUCGAACACGAUGACGAUGACGAUGGUGAGGUCGACGAUGACGAUGGUGAGGUCGACGAGGACGAUGACGAUGAAGAUGAUCUGGGCGACGAUGAAGAACUUGGCGAUGAGGAUCUUGACAUGGAUGAAGACGACGACGACGACGACGACGACGACGACCAAGAUCUUUCUGGAGACGACGAGCUCGAAAUGGCGCUUGGCUUGGCAAGCGAUGAUGAUGCGCGCUUUGACGACGACGAGGAUGAGGAUGAUGACGAUGAGGACGACGACGACGACGACGACGACGACGACGACGACGACGACGACCGCUCAAAACCGAAAACACCCACACCCGCCGAAACCCCAGCCGCCUCAGGUGCGCCCGGCAAGUACGUCCCUCCGGCUCUUCGAAAUCGAACGGCAGUAGUCGCCGCCUCCGCAGGUCCAUCGGCAUCUGGCUCGACGCUCGCUCCACCCGUCAACGAGGCCUUGAAGCGCCAAAUCAACGGUCUGAUCAAUCGUGUAUCUGCCGCCAAUCUGGCCGUCCUGACUCAGGAACUCGAGAAUGUGUGUCUCAAGAACAGUCGCAAUGAAUUCUCAUCCAUCUUGGCCCAGUUGCUGGUUGAAGCGUGCGUCAACUCGUCCCGUCUGCUCGCGCAUUCCCUCAUGGUCUACGCCGGUUUGGUGGCUGCCCUGCACUCUGUCAUUGGUCCCGAGGUGUCUGCUCAGCUGCUUCAGCUGUUGGUGCAGCAAUUCAACCACUUUUACGAGCAAGGACGCGACGAGGGCAAGCAGACGACCAACAUUGUCCUGCUCUUGGCUUACCUGUACAACUUUUCAGUGGUGCACUGCCGACUCGUGUACGAUCUUGUGCGCAAGUUUGUGGCCUCGCUUUCCGAGCUGGAUGUCGAACUCCUUCUCGUCAUGUUGCAAGCGGUGGGCCAGCAGCUUCGCACUGACGACCCUGCCGCGCUCAAGGACAUUAUUGUCGACAUUCAAACCUCUGCCAAUCGCGUGCUCACGACACCGGCCGGCCAGAAUGCAGCGGCAACAGCUCGUCUGCGGGUCAUGCUGGAUUUGAUCUACGACCUGAAGAACAACAAGCUGUCCAAGCUCAGCGGAGGCCGGACUGCUGCCGCCGCGGCCAACGUUGAAGGCAAUACCAUGUCGAUGGGCACGGCUGCGGCUGCCGCGCAGAUGGCGUCGUCCGAUGCACUCAAGCGGGGCGUGAAAGACCUGCUCUCCAAGCGCGGCAAGUCCUCGGAGACCGAGCUGAACGUGUCGCUGGCCGAUCUUUCCAGUGCCGGCUCGCGCGGUCGAUGGUGGAUUGUUGGUGCAGCGUGGGCUGGACGAGGCGGCGCCAACCCCGAGAGCCAGCCCGUUGCACAACCCACGACCGCCAACACCCCGCGUUUGAACGCCAAAUUGCAGGAGCUUGCCCGUGUCUUGCACAUGAACACCGAUAUCCGUCGCAACGUCUUCACCGUGCUCAUGACCGCAGAGGAUUAUGCCGAUGCCUUUGAAAAGUUGAACAAGCUUGGUCUCAAGGACAAGCAAGAGCGUGAAAUUGUCAAAGUUAUUGUCGAGUGCUGUCUUCAGGAAAACACCUACAACCCAUACUAUGGUCAUCUUUCCGCACUGUUUUGCAGCAACAAUUACAACUUCAAGUUCACCUUCCAAUACACACUGUGGGAUCGACUCAAGACUCUUGGCGAAAUGAACAUGCGUCAACUUGCACAUUUGGCGCGGCUGUUUGCCUUCUUGAUCAACUCGUACUCGCUGUCGCUUGCAGUCCUGAAGGUGGUCAACUUUAGUGAAUUGGACGCGCGCUCCAUCAUGUUUUUCCGUCUGUUCUUUGUGGACUUGUUCACCAAGUCGCCAGCGGACGAUGAGACUGUGCGGGGCGUGUGCAUGCGUCUCAACAAGAUCAGCGAGCUGCAGGGCUUGAAGGACGGCAUCAGCCUCUUUUUGCAGCAUUUCAUGAAGAACAUUGACUUGCUCGGGCUGACCGAAGCAGCUGCGCGUCAAGUCAAAGUUCGGUCUACGAUGGUUCGACAGAGUUUGCGUCAGGAGCAUGUCUUUUGA